AGAAGAGAUCAUCGCAUGCUGAGAAGAAAAUUGAGGACACAACAGAAGAUGCUACAUAAGAAGAAACGGAUUAUUUACAACCAACGUCAAGAAAUCAACAGACUGCGACGUGGGAACAAAUGGGAAGAUGCGACAAAGGAUAUGUCAACCAUCCAGAAGAUUUUCCUCGAAAUGUUGACUACAAAUUUGAAAUGUGCUCCACAGGAUAACAGAUUACACAAUAAAAGGGCCAAUAAUUCCAUUGCAGAGGAAAGGCAAAAAGCACAUAUUUUUCUUAAUCCUGCCGAACAUUCAUUCAAAGAAUACGUAAGUACAUAUGUGGUGUGAUAUUUCAUGGAUUUCUGUCUGAAUAUAAUCUUUAUCCUCCUGCAUUAUUGCUAUUAUAAUAAUUUUUACAACUUUCUAUUUCAUAUUUUUCUAUUUCAAACAAUCUUUUGCAAUUAACUUCUUGAAUACUAUUUCUUUUUAUUAUAUAUACCCUAAUAGCAUGUUUAACUACGUGAGCUUCCAUAUCGUAAUUUGUUUAAACGAAUAAUUAUUGCUGGAAUACCACAAUGUAGACAGCAAAAUAUAAAAAAUAUGAAUUUGUACGUUUUGAUUUGCGAUGAUUAUUGCAAUUGCGUAAAAUAUUGUUCAUCUUUACAUUUUAUUUCACAACAGAAAUACAGAUAAUUAUUAUGUCAAUAAUGAAUUAUAUAGACAUGUUAUAAUGCUUAUUGCAUGACAAUAUUGAUUGAAAAGAAGACAGUGUUAUAUACAA
Messenger RNA from Odontomachus brunneus, 760 nucleotides. RefSeq lists its product as uncharacterized. The record is from RefSeq and is a predicted model, not a curated record. NCBI's taxonomy places the organism in Eukaryota, Metazoa, Arthropoda, Insecta, Hymenoptera, Formicidae. The coding region runs from base 16 to 327 and encodes 103 amino acids. The transcript is spliced from 2 exons.